GCCGGUUGUCUUUAUACCGUCAUGAGCGUCCCACUUGCCUCCCCCUCUCCGCCGACACCCGUCUUCGAGAAAGACGCCAUGCUCGUCGCAGAGGACCAGCUGAGCAAGAACAUGGCUGAUGUUCGACUCGGCACGAGCACCCCGACAACACCGUCGACGCCGACUGCCUCCGCUCCCUCAUACCAGUCCGCGUUCCACGGCCCCCCUCCCGUUCCUUUCCCCUACAAACCCGAGAAAGCCAUAGACGACAUACCUGGCGUAGCCUAUGCCCUGGAGCUCUUCCUCGCAUCGCAUAUGCACGAGUCGGAGGAGUUCUGCGACGUAAAUGACAAGAAAAAGGAGAGAAUGUACUUUGCGACGGGAUACGGGCUCAUACAAUGCAUCAAAGGGCUCAUGUCGUAUGAGGAUGAGGACUUGCUCGCAGGUCUCACCCAUACGAAGCGCGGGAUCGCCAUCGCUUCGUCCCAUCGCAAGAAGGCCCCCGCAGUCACGACCCGGUUGGCCGGUUACAUCGUCCCCUCUUUAAGCACCUCAAGCGUUGCGUGGGUCAAGAGCAUGACGGCGGUCGAACGGCACGCCGAACUCACCUACACCGAGACACUGUACGAGAAGUCCAUUCUCGGCAUCGUCUAUUCGGGGGAUUGGCUGGCGUUCAUCCGCGAGAUCCUCAACAUGCGCACGAUCAUGAAUUCCUACCGCCAGCUCGCUAAAUUCAUCGAAGCCAUGGACGAGGAGGGGCGCGCCGACGAAGUCGACAAGCACUUCCGCUCAGGCGUCUACCUCGGCAUUGGCGCUUCCAACCUCAUUCUCUCCCUCAUGCCCGCACGAUUGCUAACAAUAGUGGAGCUUUUCGGCUACAAGGGAGACCGAAAGUUCGGCCUUGAGAUGCUCCAGAAAGCUGGCGGCUGGACAGCGGAUAGCAAAGAGCCGCUCAUCAGCGCAAAGGACGAAGGCCUGCGCCGGUCAAUCAGCGACAUGGUGUUGCUCAUGUUCCAUCUGGUCCUCUCUGGAUUCACUUUCGAUUGCGUCGACUUGAGCAUGGCGGAGAAGGUAUUAGAAUGGAAUUUGAAGCGCUACCCAGAUGGCGUCUUCUUCCAGUUCGGUGCCGGUCGGCUUGCAUUAGUGCGCUCACAGCCAAAAGUGGCCAUCAAGUACUACAGAAGGGCAAUGGAGGUGCAGACGCAGUACAAGAACCUGCAUCACAUCUCGUAUUGGGAAAUUGCGUUGGCGAAUCUGUCUCUUUGGGAUGUCAGAGCAAGCAUGGAAUGCUACAAAGUGCUCGAGGCAGAGGCAUCGUGGUCGAAGGCCAUUUACUCUUAUGGUCUUGCUGUCACUUUGCUUGACAGUGCCGCACCAGGACCCGAAGGCGACGCCGACAGAAAAGCUGCCGCCGCUAUACUGGCCAAGGUUCCAGAGCUACGCCAACGCAUCGCGGGCAAGUCAAUACCGUUAGAGAAAUUCGUCGCCCGCAAAGCACGCAAAUUCGAGAUGCAGAAAGGCCGCUUGGCGCUCUCUGCUCUCGAGGCCGCGUACAUCUGGUUGUGCAUAUCCCAUGCUCCGCGGCACAUACUCACGGAGCGCAUGCUACCCAAUGUCUGGGCUCAGCUCGAUAAGCUGGGCGUGUCGCGCGUAGGACAGGGUCAGAAAAAGCCGAGCGACGAGCGCGCGAAGGCGUACGGCACGGGCUACUGGGACGACUUCGCGCUGUCGAGGUUCCUAGAAGGCGUUUGUUUGCGGUAUGUCGCGUACCCGGAUCCCGAUGCAAUCCCAGAUCCAGAAGAUCCGACCGGUCCAGCGAUGCCCGACGCAGGGGCGCAGGCGGCGGCAGCCUUCCAGCAGAUCUUUGAGUACGGUCCGAAGAUUGAGCUGGACCAUCACAUCGUGUACCAUGCUCAUUACGAGUAUGGUCGCCUCCUCGCCUGUCAAGGGGACAAGACGGCGGCGCAAGCGCAAUUCGACUUGGUGCUCAGCGGGAAGCCACUGGAAGUCAAUGCGGCAGGGAGGAAGGGUAAGUACAGCCUGGAGAACGCGCUCAUGAUGCGAACGCACGCUGCCAUAGAGGCGUUGCCUUUCAACCGGCUGUAGACGGACACGACUUCGGUUCGGCUCACCACGACUUUACGUUGCUCCCUAAUCCCUCACGCCGGUUCUCAUGAUGCAGCUCACGCAGAUAGAUCGCCCUUUGCAUGAGUAGAACGAACCAUCUACGCAGCUCUAUCUAAGUGUACACGCAGCAACUAAUCAUCUAAUCUCCCUCGUGUACCACUCAUUCGGUUUGUAUAUCAGUCGCUAUCGUAUCCUUAUUAUAAAUGGGCCUAACGGGCAUAUUUUACUGGACCAGUCAGAGUGUGGCUGUCGAUGCAUCAUGACCGCAAGGUCUUCAGCCUGGCUUAUAACUUUU
Messenger RNA from Schizophyllum commune H4-8, 2401 nucleotides. RefSeq lists its product as uncharacterized. The coding region runs from base 22 to 2085 and encodes 687 amino acids. Gene Ontology annotation, molecular function: protein binding. The transcript is spliced from 12 exons. NCBI's taxonomy places the organism in Eukaryota, Fungi, Basidiomycota, Agaricomycetes, Agaricales, Schizophyllaceae. The record is from RefSeq and is a predicted model, not a curated record. Gene Ontology annotation, cellular component: nucleus; mitochondrial outer membrane; cytosol.